Dendrobium catenatum is the source of this 1840-nucleotide messenger RNA. RefSeq lists its product as uncharacterized. The transcript is spliced from 2 exons. The record is from RefSeq and is a predicted model, not a curated record. NCBI's taxonomy places the organism in Eukaryota, Viridiplantae, Streptophyta, Magnoliopsida, Asparagales, Orchidaceae. Bases 191 to 1498 code for a protein of 435 amino acids.
AAUGGGUUCGCUUUCUCGGUGUCAUCGUUCAUUGAACCGAACCGCUAAACUCUCCCUCCGUCGGUCGGAAAAGUCGGUACGCAAAACCAGUAGGUGGCAAUUCAGAGAAUCUCUCGUGUCGACCGCAUUUCCGCCAUGAUUUCGUCCCCAAAUCCUAUUUUUCUUACCAGGUCUCUUCGCUGAUGGUAAUAUGGUCCCUGGUGCUUCAUAUGGGGUAAUAGAUCUCCAAGGCUCCAUGCACCUGCAUCACCAUCAAAACCCAAAUGCACCCUUUCACCAUCAUUUGCAGCAGGCAAGCCAUUGUCAGCGCCAGAGCUUAAUGAUGCAUCCUCCUAUGCAUGAAGUUUUCCCAACACAAAUAAAUCAUUUGAAGGACUGUGAUCAGCAACUGGUUCAUCCGAUGAUGGAUUAUGAUAAGAAGGGAGAGUGCUGUAAGAACUCAGCUAGUGAUGAUGAUGAGUUGAGCUUGAACACCGAUGAGCGUGUUUUUUGCCAGAAUGAAGCAGGAAAGGGGAAGAAGGGGUCUCCUUGGCACAGAAUGAAGUGGACUGAUUUAAUGGUUAGGCUUUUGAUUACUGCUGUUUCUUACUUAGGGGAAGAUACCUUGUCUGACUGCAAUAGCAGUGGGAGAAGAAAGGCCACCAUAGUGCAGAAGAAAGGGAAGUGGAAGUUGAUAUCAAAGGUUUUGGCUGAAAGGGGAUUCUAUGUAUCACCUCAACAGUGCGAGGACAAGUUCAAUGAUCUCAACAAGAGGUAUAAGAGGCUUACUGAUAUUCUUGGUAGAGGAACUUCUUGCAAAGUUGUGGAAAAUCCAGCUCUCUUGGAUUUGAUGAGCCAUAUUCCUGAUAAGGCAAAGGAUGAUGUGAGGAAGAUUUUGAGUUCGAAGCAUCUUUUUUAUGAGGAGAUGUGCUCAUACCACAAUGGUAACAGGUUGAAUUUGCCAGCUAAUCCAGCUCUUCAACGCUCGCUGCAAUUGGCUAUUAUGAGUAAAGAUGAUCAUGACACAAAGAAGGCUGUUCAUGAGGAUCUUGAUGAGGAUGAUCAAGGUGAUUCAGAGGAUGGGGAAGAGGAUGCAGAGGAUAACAGGAUGUUACACAGGGAUAGUGGCGGAUCAUGUUUCCACAAAAGAUUGAAGCAUGGAAUGGAUCAUGAAGAAAUGUCCUUUCCAAACUCUUUGGGUUCUCAGGAUUUCAACAGAAGGAACGAUUCUAUUUCUGUUAGCACUGAAACUAGCCACGUGUUGCCCGAAGGUCCCAAGGCUGCUUUGGUGCAGAUGGAGAUGCUGAGGUCUCGCUCAAUUCAGCUGGAAGAGCAGAGUCUGCAUAUCCAAUCUCAGAUACUGGAACUUGAGCAGCAGCGGCUUAAGUGGCAACGUUUUAGCAAGAAGAAGGACAAAGAAUUGGAUAAGAUGAGGUUAAAGAAUGAAAGGAUAAAACUUGAAAAUGAAAGAUUAACAUUAGAUUUGAAGCAAAAACAGUUGGAGCGUGGAGUAAAUUGAAAUAUCAAAUCUGCUUAUUUACUGGAGCUGCAAUGUCUCAAUCUACCGGUGGUUUUGAAAGCUUUUGUUAAUGAUAGGUACACCAAGAAAACUGUCUCCUUGUAGAUUUUGUGUCUUGUUACAAUUUAGUGGUACUUAGUACUGUCACAUUGGACUUGCUUUAGAAGGUUUUGGUUAUCGCAGGUUGUUAUCAGCUAAAUAUUGAAGAAGAUGAAUUAGUUUUUAUUCUAGCUUCAUUUUCUUCUGGAAGGUACUGCAUAGAAAAAGUUCUCUAAUCUUUGAUGCCUUUGGGAUUGGAUACUGUUACUGAGCAUUUACAAUUAUAGAUUUAUUACUUGUGUC